Messenger RNA from Carcharodon carcharias (great white shark), 2386 nucleotides. RefSeq names its product dapper homolog 2-like. Gene Ontology annotation, cellular component: cytoplasm. NCBI's taxonomy places the organism in Eukaryota, Metazoa, Chordata, Chondrichthyes, Lamniformes, Lamnidae. The record is from RefSeq and is a predicted model, not a curated record. The transcript has 4 exons. Gene Ontology annotation, biological process: negative regulation of nodal signaling pathway. Bases 165 to 2339 code for a protein of 724 amino acids.
UCCAUUUCGCCCAGUGAAACUGACUUGGAUACAUUUCAGCCACGUUACAUUUGUAUCCCUGCCUUUCCCCCCCGCCCCUCCACCCCUUGUUACUCUACUUGGGGAGAAGAGGUGUCUAAGGAGGGAAGGGGAGCAUCCCUGUCCAAGCCUGGGAGGCUCUCGGCAUGGCUCGCAAAGCGGCUGUGAGCGCCCCCAGCCCCGGGCUGGACCGCCGGAGGGUCGGGGAGAGGCUGGAAGCCAGUCUGGCCGGCUUGCAGGAGCUCCGGCUGCUCCGGGAGAAGCAACGGGAGACGGUUCAGAGGGUCCUGGGGGCGCAGGAAGAGGAAGAGGAGGAGGAGGACGAGGCCACCGGGGACCGUGGAAAGAGUAGCCCAGGGGGGUUUCAUCAGCCGGCGAGAGCAACAGGUAACAGCCAGCAGCUAUUCUCGCUGGGAACCGAUGAGACAGGGGGACGCCAGCAGAGGGAUCUUGACCACCACGUGGCCGAUCUUCGCCUGGGCAGCAGCGAGGCCCAACUCCCCCUGGGGCUGCGGUGCGCCGAGCCCGAGCCCCUCUCCCACGCGGCCGCCGACCCCUCUCGCCCAGGGGCGGCAGGUGGGCCGGGGGAGCCCUUGCGUGGGGUCUCCGGCGGCAUCGCGAGGGCCCCUGGACCGCCACGGGGGGUCCGGUGUGCUCCCACGGAGCCGCCCGGGGGCUCGGGGGAGCUGAAGAGGUCGGCGUCGGGGACACAGCUCGCCGAAGGCCCUCUGGACAAUCCCGACUCCGACUCCAGGCCCAGCUCAGGUUUUUACGAUGUCAGUGACAGCACUUCAUGCUCCCUCUCGAACUCCUGCACGUCCGUGUACAGCGAGUGCCCCUCUGGCUCGAGAUGGAGCAUGCAGUCCCUCUCCCAGCUGCCCCGGCCGAACUGCCACUGGAACAGACCCCGCUCCACGGAUGACUCCGCCGUCCGGUUGAUGGACCUGCGCUCACAGAGGCUCCUGCUGUGCGGCCAGGGAAUCCAAGCUGACGAGGACUGCGGGCCAAGCGGGGCCGACAGGAGGUCAAAGGUCGCGCAGCGGCCAGUCUCGACCGGUGACCUGAACUUGCUCCGCCGUUGCCUGAGUGUUGACCCCAGGGGAGGGCCCCUGUCCUGUUACCGUGGUGACUGGGGCCCCCGGGGAGCCCCCGAUGCCAAGUACCAGUGCGACCUGGUCUCCCGGAACGGCACCGAGGUGUACCACUACCCGAGCCCGCUGCACGCCGUGGCCCUGCAGAGCCCCCUCUUCACCGCGCCCUCGCCCCGCGGGUGCCCGUCGCAGGAGGACGACCUGGGGGGCGCCACCUGGGCGUCCAAGGUAGCCGGGCCGUCCCCGGCGCCCGCGACCCUGCUGCCCGCCAGCAGGGGGAGGCUGGACAAGUACAUCUCGGGCCUGGUCCUCCGCUUCCGCUGCCGGCCGGCCCCUGGCAAGUCCGAGCUGGCCUCCCACGCCAAGAGCCUGUCCAUGUCCUCCGUCUACAGCCAGAGCUCGUCGACCUUGGGGGGUGGGGCGGCGCCGCUGGUCAGCCCCGCCGGCGGCUGGAAGCUGCGCCGGAGGAUCUCGACCUGCUGCCAGGCGGCCGACAGGGCCCGCUCGCCGGAGGGGGCCCAGAGCCACCACAGCAACAGCAACAGCAGCAGCAGCGAGGCCUCGUCGCCCUCCUCGGAGACGUGCCGGCUGUCGGAGCCCCUGGGCCUGGGCCCCUCCUGCCCUCCCGAGGCCCCGCUCUACCUGGGGAAGCACCUGCACCGCGAGCUGGUCAAGUGCCCGCCGGCAGAUGAGGGAGGCCCGAGGCCUGGAGCCGGCGGGAGGAAAUCGGGCAGCCGCUCCCGCUCCGAGAUGAACCUCAACUUGGCCGGCUGCCAGAGGCCCGAGGCUUCGCCGCCGUGCGGCCUUGAGUGCCGGCCCAGCCCGGCCAAGAGGCGGCAGAGGAAGUGGACGUCGGUGCUGGAGAUCCCGGGCCCCGCCUCCUCGGCCGGCAGCCGGUGCAGGCCGAGGAAGCCCGGCUUCCUGGGCCAGGCCCAGGCUUUCCUCAGCCGGCGCCACCGGGCCUUCUCCGCCGACUCGCCCCCCUCCGGGGCGCUGGAGGCGAGCCGCGAGGACCUCUGGGCCUGCCGUUGCCGCGGAGACGCCGGCCCGUGCCAGGCCCGGGACUGGGCCCGGGGGGCCGAGACCCUGCCCCGGCCCGCCGCCGCCGCCGCCGCCGCCGCCGCCGCCGACACCAGGUUCCACCGCUCCAAGUCCUUCAAGGAGCUGAGGAAGAAGGUCCAGCUGUCCAUUCGGCCUUGGUCCCUCAAGGUGAACAACUCCUCCAAAUGACCUUGGAGAGAGGGGGUGGGGAGGGCAGUAGAGCUGCCCAUGGUUGU